AUGACGAGAAAACUCGCAGUCGCUUGCCUGUUCUUGGUGGCAGCCCAAGCCGCGUACGCACAUCCGACCGCCGAAGAUGCCCCAGCCGCCCACGCCGCCGACGAGUCAGCCGGUCUGGAAAAGGUGUACAAAGUCAUGCAGGACUGCUCCGAGAAGAACAUGGCCACGUGCUUGAAAAUGAGAGCUUUGCAGUACGUCGACCGGGCCUUGCGCAAGACCGACAGCAUUGACGUGUUCGACGGAAUAUCUUUGGUCAAGUCCGAAUCCGUAGAAUCCAGCCGAGGCUUGAACGGCCGAUCGCUCGCCGAGUCUGAGCUCGAAGAAGCACAGCCCAAAGACGAUGACGAGAAGGACGCCCAAGUCGAAAACCUCCUGUUGGACCGCGUUGCUCGUUUCCUAGAGAGCCACACCCUUCAACUCAAAGUCCCGGAAUCGUCCAUCUCUGGCAUGAGGAGAUCUCUCGAUGAAGCUCGUGGCAAGAAGAAGAAGCACCAAAAGAUGCUGAUGCCAUUGUUGAUGCUAUUGAAGAUGAAAGCCAUCGCCCUCGUCCCAUUGGCUAUCGGUGCUCUUGCCCUGCUCGCAUUCAAGGCUCUCGUCGUCGGCAAGAUCGCCCUUGUCUUGGCCGUCGUCAUGGGAAUCCAAAAGUUGUUGGCCAACAGCAAGAGCCAACAAUCGUACGAAGUAGUGUCUCACCCACACUACACCGAGGAACACGGACACGGACACGGAGGUGGAUACAGACGGUCCCUGGAAGGCGAGAGCGCCCAAGAAAUGGCGUACCGCGGUCAACACUAA
Molecule: messenger RNA, 795 nt
Organism: Macrosiphum euphorbiae (potato aphid)
Lineage: Eukaryota; Metazoa; Arthropoda; Insecta; Hemiptera; Aphididae
Source: the annotation of a GenBank genome assembly